AUGACUGGUACAACGGUCGCUGGAGCAACGCAGAUCAAUGGUUCAAAUGCCAGUCUUCUGUUCUAUCCUAACGAUGUCGCUAUUGAUAACAACAAUAAUAUUUUUGUGGCGGAUACGAAUAAUAAUCGUAUCCAGCUUUGGAUAUCUGGCAGCUUGUCAGGCGUUACUGUUGCUGGAGACGAAACAGCUGGAAGUAAUUCAACUGAAUUAUGCUAUCCCCAUUCCAUAUUUGUUAAUACUUAUAACAACAGCAAUGACCUAUACGUUGCCGAUCAUUGUAAUAAUCGAAUCCAGAAAUAUCCAAAUGGAGCAAAUACGGGAACCACAGUAGCUGGAGGAAAUGGUCCAGGAGUCGACUAUAGGCAGAUUAAUGGAUCCUAUGGCGUUUAUGUUACAAACGAUAACACUAUUUACAUUUCGGAUACCGGAAACGAUCGUGUGAUGAAAUGGCUAUUUGGAUCCUCAGUUGGACUCCUUGUGGCGGGCGCCCAAGGUACGGGAAGUGCUUCAAACCAAUUCGAUUCUCCGCGUGGUCUUUUUGUCAUCAGUAACGGCGAUGUCUAUGUGGCUGACAACAACAACCAUCGAAUUCAGAGAUGGACUUACGGUGCUUCAAAUGGAACGACUGUAGCGGGCGGAAAUGGAGCGGGCAAUAGCCUCUCUCAGCUCACUUACCCCCGAGCUGUGAUUGUCGAUGAAGCCGGAGGAGAUUUAUACAUAUCGGAUACCAAUAAUCAUCGUAUUAUGAAAUGGAAAAUUGGAGCGACUAGUGGUAUUGUCAUAGCUGGAAGCAGUACGGGAACAGCCGGAUCGACAGCAACAACGUUGUAUUAUCCUAACGGAAUUAGUCUUGACUCCAAUCAAAAUUUAUACGUAGCCGAUUCAGUAAAUCAUCGUAUUCAAGAGUUUCAAGCGUAUACUAGUAAAGUUGUAACCGGUCUGGAAAUACUAGGCCGGUCCGGUCAGUCACCGACCGGUCUAAAAAUAUUUUCAGACCAGUAA
This is a messenger RNA of Didymodactylos carnosus, 1002 nucleotides long. The record is from the annotation of a GenBank genome assembly. NCBI's taxonomy places the organism in Eukaryota, Metazoa, Rotifera, Eurotatoria, Philodinida, Philodinidae.